This is a messenger RNA of Rhodotorula graminis WP1, 768 nucleotides long. RefSeq lists its product as uncharacterized. The record is from RefSeq and is a predicted model, not a curated record. Lineage: Eukaryota; Fungi; Basidiomycota; Microbotryomycetes; Sporidiobolales; Sporidiobolaceae. Bases 1 to 768 code for a protein of 255 amino acids. The transcript is spliced from 5 exons. Gene Ontology annotation, molecular function: catalytic activity.
AUGACCUCCAAGGACCACACCAGCACCUUUUCCAUCUUCACCUCGACCAGCUACUCGCCCUCGAGGUUCCGAGACGCCCGCUUCUCGCUCCUGCACCGCCAUCUCGCCCGCCUCAAAACCGCCCACGCCCGCAUCGCCGCCGACCUGCCCAGCUCGUGGUGCGCCACCGUUACUAUGCCGACCGACGCACAGCUCGAAGAGGAGCUCGACCGGGCUGUCGACGAGGCGAGGCGAGCGGGGCUCGAGGGAGACUUGCGGGUACGACUGUCGGUCCUCCCGAGCGGCGAGCCCAAAGCAGAAGCGUUCCCGCUCUCGCCCAUGCCAGAUUACCAGGUCCGAGUCGUCCUCGACGACCGACCGACGGCAUACGGCGACGACCCGUUCCUGCGGUGCAAGACGUCGCGGCGCGAGGUGUACGAUUCGGCUCGAGCGCGCUGCGGCGCGACCCUCACUCCCUCCCCCGACCCGACCGCUCCCCCCUUCGACGUCCUCCUCUCGAACCCCUGGGGCGAGCUCACCGAGUCGUCCAUCUCGAACGUCGCCUUCCGCCUCGCGCCCUCGGCGCCGUUCAUCACGCCCACAGCAGAGUGCGGCCUCCUCGAGGGCGUCAUGCGCGCCGAGCUGCUCGAGCGGGGCGAGGUGUGCGAGGGGCGCGUCUCGGUCGACGAGGUCAAAACGGCGGCCAGGGCGGGCACGCUCGAGAUCCUGUGCUUCAACGGCGUGCGCGGCGUGUUCAGAGCGUACCUCUCGCCGGACUCUUUGCCAUAG